Messenger RNA from Penicillium bovifimosum, 3735 nucleotides. RefSeq names its product WW domain protein. Gene Ontology annotation, cellular component: membrane. Bases 1 to 3735 code for a protein of 1244 amino acids. The record is from RefSeq and is a predicted model, not a curated record. Lineage: Eukaryota; Fungi; Ascomycota; Eurotiomycetes; Eurotiales; Aspergillaceae. The transcript is spliced from 3 exons. Gene Ontology annotation, molecular function: protein binding.
AUGAGUGCUGGCAGCAGUCGCGCCCUUCACCCGGAGGAGCUAUUCCUCGGCGACGGCCCUGGCCGACAAGAAUCGCCAGUUAUCGGCCCUCUGCGCAUCAACAAACGGGACUCGUCAUCGCCAGCAUCGGCCGCAGGCUCCAGUCCCCCACCAAACGGCCCGCUGCCCUACCCCGACGACCGUCAACAUCCCCAGAUACGCACUUCAAACCCCAACGACCGAUACAACGACAACAUCAGAUACGGGUCUCCGCCAGCUGGUCCUGGCUCCGGCUCUAUCAGUCCAAAUGAAUACCCACCUGUGCUCCGGCCGCGAGACGGGCGCGAACCCCGAGUCGCAACGUUAGCCGAGCGCAGAGGUGCUGCCCCUAAGCCGCUACCCGAAUCGCCCGGUCCGGACGCACCAGAUCGCGACGCAUUAGCUGCUAGACAAUAUCCUCGUCCGCCGACAGGUCCAGUCCCGGGCCCCCCAGAGGCUGCUCCCACAGAGACAAAUCAAUAUGAUUAUCGUCAGCAAUACUACCCGCCUCCCCAACGCCAAAGUUCGACCUCUGCGGCCCGGCCCCCGUCCAGUCUCCAGGCCCCACAGGGCCCGCUCAGCCGUAUCAGUUCCACUUCCACUACCCGCGCUCAGCGUGGCUCGCCCCCGCCGCCGGAAACUCCCAUCGUUGGACCCGGCCAGCAGCCUGGUUCUGAUAUUGAGGCUAGAUAUGCUGCGGCUGGUAUUGCUGGCACUGGAACCUUGCAGGGAAUCCAAUCGCAUAAUGUUGCGGCGCAGAGACGCGCCGAGCAAUACUCGGGCCAGCAUCCGACGGCUUUCCAGCAGCCUCCGCAGCAGCAGCAGCAGCAGCGGCCGUGGACGCCUACGGAGCAGCCUGGCUCUCAGCCUCAUGGUCCUCCUACGGUCUAUCAGGGUGGUGAGGUAGUCGGCUCCAAUAACCAACCUUCGGCUUCGCAUCCUGGGCAAUAUGGUAGCCCGCCACCUCAGGUGCACCCUGGUCAAUACAGCAGUCCGCCACCUCAGGUUCACCCUGGGCAGUAUGGUAGCCCGCCGCCCCAGGUUCAUCCUGGCCAAUAUGGUACCCCACCACUCCAGGCUCAUCCAAGCCAAUACAGUGGUUCUCCGUCCCAGGCCCACCCUGCCGCUGUACCGCAGCCCCAACAGCAGCAGCAGCACGAACAGCCUGGGAGAGUUGGUCCGAGCGCGUUGGAACAAGACAUGGAGCGGAUGCGUCUCAGCUCCUCUCCCCCGCCCGCCUACUCGAGUGUAUCCGGUCCAUCCCCUUCGAAUAGAUAUCCCACUGAGAAGCCAACCCCUGCUGGAGCUGCCGCAAUGGCGCACCCAGCCCUUGCGAAUCAACCCCCUCCUGCUGUCAACUCACCUUCCCCUGCACCGGCAGCCUCGGCACAGGACCAUCCUGCCUUCGCAAAUGACCCGAGGCAGCAGCAAAUGGGGCAAUCCCUACAGGCCUCUACUGCGAAUGCCAGUGACUUGUCCGGUUUCCACCAGCAGACCAUUCAGGUGACUUCUCCCGGGCCCUCUGGGGCAACUCCGGCAUCUCCACCUCCUCUCCCCGAAGGAUGGAUUGCACACAUGGACCCGAGCUCCGGACAGUACUAUUAUAUCCACCUACCUACGCAGUCGACUCAGUGGGAGUUCCCGAAAGGACCUACUCCACUAAACCUCAACGACACCCCCUUGUCUCCAGUGAACAGUGUGUACAGCGCCCAUCCACUGAGUUCUCCAGGACUCUCAGCCUUUGGAAAGCCACUUGCAUCCCCGGGUGUGCCUUUGACCCCUGGAUUCGAAAGCCUCCAGUCACCUAUAGUCUCUGGCUUCUCUGGACCUCCUCCGAGUAGUGGAAUGGAUCUAUACAAAACCACUCCAACCAAUGGUGUUUACUUUGGUCCUUACCUGCGCUAUACCAAUAUGGAUCUCGAGCGGGGCAUCUGGAUGGGAUCCAUCCUGCUCGUGACAGAUGCCGCCCAGCCACCCACCAUUCACAUGCACCAGAGUGUGGACUUGUCUCCCAACCCAAGGCAGUUGAAGGCAAUUGACAUUGCAGCCCAUCAGCGCUGGACAUUCUACAAGUACGAGAUUGACCUGCAGAUGGACGACGCGGGCCCUGCCAAAUGGACCUACGCCAUCACUUCACACCUUGGCUGCACUCGUUACGAGUUCCUCGUCGCUGGCCGACACGAGACCAACUGGCGGUUCAUCGCUACCUCUGGAAAUGACUUCUCGCUCAACGUCAAUGCUAACGAGCGGGCUCGUGUUGGCGGUGUCGGCUACAUGUGGAAGGAUAUAAUGCAAAAGCAUAAUGAAAUUGGAGGCUUCCACGCCCAAUUAUGUCUGGGUGGCCAGAUCUAUGCAGACCGCAUGUGGAAGGAGAUUCCAUCGCUCAAGCAGUGGUUGACGAUCAGCGGGAAGGAGGCUCGAAAGAACGCUCCUUGGACGGCAGCUAACCAGCAGGAUGUUUCCCACGCAUACUUCCAUUACUACACCAGCCACUUCGACCAACCCCACAUCAGGGAGUCCUUUGCACAGAUCCCUUAUGUCUGCCAGAUCGAUGAUCAUGACAUCUUCGAUGGGUUCGGUUCGUAUCCCGACCACAUGCAAUUCUCAAACAUGUUCAAGAACAUCGGCCGCAUCGGUAUCGAGAUGUACCUCCUCUUCCAGCACCACACAACCCUCGACAUCCUCCGCAACGUGAACAACGACACAGACCUCUUCACAAUCACCGGCACAGGCUGGCACUUCGUCAAAUACUUAGGUCCAGGCGUAGUCGUCGUCGGGCCCGACUGCCGCUCAGAACGGAACCCGCACCAGGUCAUGGCCGGUCCAACCUACCAAGGUCUCUUCCCGAAGAUUGCAAUGCUCCCACCCAGCGUCCAACACUGUCUCUGGAUGGUUGCCGUACCGCUCAUCUACCCCCGUCUGGAAACAGCCGAGCACAUCGUCCAAACCGUGGCAACGGGGAAGCGCGCCGUGACUGGCGCUUACAAUGUCCUAGGCAAGGUUACCAGUUCUGUAGCUGGAGUCGUAGGUGCCAAAGACUUUGUCGGCUCUGGCUUUGACUCUGUUAAGCGAGCUGUAGGCAAAUCUGGAUUAAUGGGUGGAAUCUUAAGUCCAUUCGGCGAGUUCAGCUCCAUGGAUGAGCUACGCGACCAAUGGACGCACGAGUCAAAGGACCUGGAAAGAACAUACCUAAUCCGCACCCUCCAAGGAAUCUCCCACCAAAAAUCCCUCCGCAUGACCUUCCUCUCCGGCGCCGUCAACCUCUGCGGCGCCGGUCUAGUCCACGACCCCUCAAACCCCACCGACCACAAAACAAUGUACCAACUAAUCUCCUCCUCCGUCGUCAACACCCCUCCCCCCUCGUACAUAGUCAAACUCCUGCACAGCCACAGCAAGCCCCUGUACGUGCCCGCCAACGGGCACAGAUCCUCCGCCCAGCCCAGCGACACCAAGGAGGAUAUGAUGGAGAUCUUCCAGACGGAUGUUAACGGGCAGGCGCGCGAGUAUCGCAAGCUUAUGGCGAGACGCAACUAUGUUGCUAUUGUGGCUUACGAUCCCGAGGCUAUUAGUGCUAUUAAUGCCUAUGGCCAGGUUACGCCCGGUGGGCAUAGUAAGUUGAGUUUGGCGGCGGAUUUUAUGGUGCAGGGCGAGGGGCAGCAGGGGAGUGUUGUUAAGUUUGGGCCGGUUAUUGUGCCUUGUUUGGAGCAUGGGAGGUAG